GUGGAGACCCUGCUGAGGGCUCUUCUGGACAUCAUAUGCAGACUGCUGGCAAGGGAGAAGCAGGGACUUCCUUGGAUUUCUUCACCAAGGAAAUCAGACACAAUGGUGGGGAUUUUUCCCAGAAUCACAGAAGCUCUGGUCAUCUUAAUGGUGGUCAUGCUGGUUCAUGGAGAAUUGCGAAUCGAGACAAAAGGACAACACAAAGAAGAUGAGACGGCAGUUCAGCAAGCCAAAAGAAGGUAUAAACGUGAAUGGGUGAAAUUUGCAAGACCCUGCAGAGAACGAGAAGACAACUCAAAAAGAAACCCAAUUGCUAAGAUUACUUCAGAUUACCAAGCAAACCAGAAAAUUACCUACAAAAUUUCUGGAGUGGGCAUUGAUCAGCCACCUUUUGGAAUCUUUGUUGUUGACCCAAACUCUGGAGAUAUUAACAUAACAGCCAUAGUGGAUCGAGAGGAAACCCCAAGCUUCCUGAUCACGUGUCGGGCUCUAAAUGCCCUAGGACAAGAUAUAGAGAAGCCCCUUAUACUAACGGUCAAAAUUUUGGAUGUUAAUGAUAAUGCUCCAGUGUUUUCACAAAGCAUAUUCACGGGUGAAAUAGAAGAAAAUAGUGCUGCAAACUCACUGGUGAUGAUCCUAAAUGCCACAGAUGCAGAUGAACCAAACCAUCAGAACUCUAAAAUUGCCUUCAAAAUAGUUUCUCAGGAACCUGCAGGCAUACCCAUGUUCCUCCUAAGCAGAAACACCGGGGAAGUCCAUACUUUGACCAAUUCUCUUGACCGAGAGCAAGUUAGCAGCUAUCACCUGGUUGUGAGCGGUGCUGACAGAGAUGGAGAAGGACUUUCAAGUCAAUGCGAGUGCAGUAUUAAAGUGAAAGACGUCAACGAUAACUUCCCAAUGCUUAAGGACUCUCAGUAUUCAGCACGUAUUGAGGAAAACACUUUAAGUUCUGAAUUACUUCGAUUUCAAGUAAUAGACUGGGAUGAAGAGUACACAGAUAAUUGGCUUGCUGUGUAUUUCUUUACCUCUGGGAAUGAAGGCAAUUGGUUUGAAAUACAAACUGAUCCUAGAACUAAUGAAGGCAUCCUCAAAGUGGUUAAGCCUCUAGAUUAUGAACAACUGCAAAACAUACAACUUGGCAUUGCUGUCAAAAACAAAGCUGAAUUUCACCAAUCAAUAAUCUCUCAAUAUCGAGUUCAGUCAACCCCAGUCACAAUUCAGGUAAUAAAUGUAAAAGAAGGAAUUGCAUUCCGUCCAGCUUCCAAGACAUUUACUGUGCAAAAAGGCAUAAGUAGUAAAAAAUUGGUGGAUUAUGUUGUGGGAACAUAUCAAGCCAUCGAUGAAGAGACUGGCAAAGCUGCCUCAUAUGUCAAAUACAUUAUGGGACGUAACAAUGGUGGUUUCCUAACGAUUGAUUCAAAAACUGCUGAAAUCAAAUUUGUCAAAAACAUGGAUCGAGAUUCUACUUUCAUAGUUAACAAAACAAUCACAGCUGAGAUUCUGGCCAUAGAUGGAAACACAGGCAGAACUUCUACAGGCACCAUAUAUGUUGAAGUACCCAGUUUUAAUGAAAAUUGUCCAACGAUUGUCCUUGAAAAGGAAAUCAUUUGCAGUUCAUCGCCUUCCGUGGUGGUUUCCGUCAGAACACUGGAUAGAGGGAAAUAUACCGGCCCCUACACAUUUUCCCUGGAGAAGCAACCUCUAAAGUUGCCAGUUGUGUGGAGUAUCACAACACUCAAUGCUACCUCGGCACUCUUGAGAGCCCAACAAGAGAUAUCUCCUGGAGUGUACCGAGUCUCCUUGGUGGUUACGGACAAUCAGAACAAUAUCUGUGAAAUGCCAGAGAGUUUGACUCUGGAAGUCUGCCAGUGUGACAACAGGGGUAUCUGCAGAAGUUAUAAGCCAAACAGGGACCCUGAGAUCAAGUAUGGGAAGCCACCCUCGGGGAGGCUGGGACCUGCUGCCAUUGGCCUGCUGCUCCUCGGUCUUCUACUGUUGCUGUUGGCUCCCCUUCUGCUGUUGACCUGUGACUGUGGCACGACCGGGGUAGUGCCAGGGCAUUUUAUCCCAGUUCCUGAUGGCUCUGAAGGAACAAUUCAUCAGUGGGGAAUCGAAGGAGCCCAUCCUCAAGACAAGGAAAUCACAAAUAUUUGUGUGCCACCAAUAACAACCAAUGGAGGCGAUUUCAUGGAAAGUUCUGAAGUUUGUACAAAUAUGUAUGCUGGAGGGACGGUGGUAGAAGGUGCUUCGGGAAUGGAAAUGACCACGAAGCUUGGAGCAGCUUCCGGAUCUGGAGGUGCUGCAGGCUUUGCAGCAGGAACAGUCUCCAGCGCCGCUGCAGGAUUCGGAGCAGCCACUGGACUUGGCAUCUGUCCCGCGGGGCAGUCAGGAACCAUGAGAACAAGGCAUUCCACAGGAGGGACCAAUAAAGACUAUGGUAAUGGGGCAAUAAGCAUGAGUUUCCUGGAAUCCUACUUCUCUCAGAAAGCAUUUGCCUGUGCAGAGGAAGACGACAACCAGGAAGCAAAUGACUGCUUGCUUAUCUAUGAUAAUGAAGGUGUAGAUGACUCAGACUCUCCCUUGGGCUCCCUGGGCUGUUGCAGUUUCAUUGCUGAUGACUUGGAUGACAGCUUCUUGGACUCGCUUGGCCCCAAAUUUAAAAAACUUGCUGAGAUAAGCCUGGGUGUGGAUGACGAAGCCACACACGCUCAGCCACGCCCUAAAGACAGCGGUUACGGGACUGAAGCCCCGCAGUCAGGGUCUGUGAGGUGCCAGACUUUGUCAGGAAGUCAAGGCACUUUGGCCCAACAGGGCUCUGGGUCUUUCCAGCCGGCUGUUCCCAUCCCUGACCCUCUGCAGCCUGGUAGCUAUUUGGUGACAGGGACUUACUCCGCUUCUGGUACCCUCGUGCAACCUUCCACUGCAGUCUUUGAUCCACUUCUCACACAAAAUGUGACAGUGACAGAAAGGAUGAUCUGUCCCAUUUCCAGUGUCUCUGGCAACCUGGCUGGCCAAACGCAACUACGAGGGUCACGCUCUAUGCUCUAUCCAGAAGAUCCUUGCCCCCGUCCCAUAUGACCACAGUGAAUUAGAAUAACAUAUUGACUCAAUCUGAAUAUUUGAACCAAAUUAUUUAAAAUAGCAAAGCAAAGCUCACUGUAUUGGGUGAAUGUAAACUCAACAUGGUUAUAUUUAAAUGUUCGGGUUCGUACCCUGAAACUUGGCAUGUUGUCACUCUUAAUUCUCAAAUACUAUUCGAAUUGUAAUAAA
Molecule: messenger RNA, 3270 nt
Organism: Carlito syrichta (Philippine tarsier)
Lineage: Eukaryota; Metazoa; Chordata; Mammalia; Primates; Tarsiidae
Gene: DSG3
Product: desmoglein 3
Exons: 16
Coding region: 103-3078 (991 amino acids)
Biological process (GO): homophilic cell-cell adhesion
Cellular component (GO): plasma membrane; desmosome
Molecular function (GO): calcium ion binding
Source: RefSeq, a predicted model, not a curated record